UUCUUGAUGUUCUUCUGAAGGACCAGGCGGCGAAGGAUAAAGCUCUGCACAGCAUGUCCAGCAUGUCUUCAGCUCAGAUCAUCUCGGCCACAGCCUUCCAGAAUAAGAUGGCUCUGCAGGGUCUCUCGCGGCCAGCCUAUCCUACAGCAGCCGGGUUUUGGCAUGGAGCUCUCGCUGGACAAACCGCAGCUCCUGAAGACAUCAAGCCGUUUUCCCAACAGAACUUCGUGAUGCAAGCUGCGGCUCCUCCGCCUAUCACAGGUUAUGAAAGCGCGUCUGCUCUGUCCGUGUCCCCUAGUGCUCCACCAUGGCAGGGCCGCAGCAUCGCCAGUGCACGGCUGCGCCUGCUGGAGUUCUCAGCAUUUCUGGAGCAGCCGCAGGAUCCAGAAACAGUAAACAAGCACCUGUUUGUGCACAUCGCUCAGUCCAACCCCACAUACAGCGACCCGUAUCUGGAGGCCGUGGACAUUCGGCAGAUUUACGACAAAUUCCCGGAGAAGAAAGGAGGACUGAAGGAGCUGUUCGAGAAGGGGCCGACUAACGCUUUCUUCCUCGUCAAGUUCUGGCACAAUUAA
This is a messenger RNA of Danio rerio (zebrafish), 575 nucleotides long. Lineage: Eukaryota; Metazoa; Chordata; Actinopteri; Cypriniformes; Danionidae. The record is from RefSeq and is a predicted model, not a curated record.